AUUGUAUGUUAACGUAUACUUCAACCUCAGCUAAUAUUUGAAAAUGGACAGCAAAAAUUUCCCGGCCCUGAAAAAUGACCGGAUUUUGAAGGCUGCCAGAGGCGAACCAGUUGAUCGUGUUCCAGUGUGGAUUAUGCGACAGGCUGGCAGGUAUCUUCCAGAGUUCCGGGAGUUCAGGAAAGAACACGAAUUCUUCGAAAUCUGCCAGACACCGGAGUAUGCUUGUGAAAUAACGUUACAACCCAUUAGAAGAUUUGACUAUGACGCUAGUAUAAUUUUCUCGGAUAUUUUAGUCAUACCUCAAGCUAUGGGAAUGGAAGUUAAAAUGGAGCCAGGAAAAGGACCGACUUUUACCUCUCCUUUGAUUGACAGCAAAGACCUGGAUAAACUGAACAUGGAUCCCAUAGCUAUAGCCGACUAUUUGAAGUAUGUAUACGAUGCCAUUACUUUGACUCGACAUAAACUGGAGGGAAAGGUUCCACUGAUUGGAUUUGCAGGUGCCCCGUGGACUCUGAUGUCUUAUAUGAUAGAAGGAGGCGGAUCGACAACUCAGUCGAAGGCUAAAAAGUGGCUCUAUACAGACGUGGAGGGAUCCCAUAAGCUUCUAGAUGCUCUAACUGAAGGUAUUGUAGAAUAUCUUUAUCGUCAAGUCGUAGCAGGCGCUCAGCUUCUGCAAGUGUUCGAAUCUCAUGCUGGCGUGUUGAACGAAUACUUAUUUAAACAAUUUUCUCUUCCAUAUUUGGCCAAAAUAGCUAGCGGAGUUAAAGCUAAAUUGGAAGCUAACAGUAUAAGUAGUGUGCCCAUGAUCGUGUUUGCAAAAGACGGUCAUUUUGCGAUUCCCUUUUUGAAUGAUACGCCGUAUGACAUUGUGAGUCUAGAUUGGACUCAAGAUCCAUUGAAGUGUAGGGAAAUGUUGCCAGAUAAAACUCUCCAAGGGAACUUGGAUCCCUGCGCGUUGUACAGCAGCAAAGAAGACUUGGAAAAAUUGGCAAAAAGUAUGAUUGAAAAGUUUGGGAAGACAAAAUAUAUUUGCAAUCUUGGCCAUGGAAUUUAUCCUGAUAUGGAUCCAGAACACGUGAAGUGGUUUAUUGACUUCAUUCACAGUUGUUGAAAUGUUUGGCUGGUUUGAUUGAUAAUAAAUAGGAUCUAUUGAUUCAAAAUUAGUAUGAAAAACUUUGUAUUGAGAUUGAUCUGAGAAAUUAAAAUAUU
Symsagittifera roscoffensis is the source of this 1209-nucleotide messenger RNA. Its product is annotated as uroporphyrinogen decarboxylase-like. Gene Ontology annotation, molecular function: uroporphyrinogen decarboxylase activity. Bases 44 to 1111 code for a protein of 355 amino acids. Lineage: Eukaryota; Metazoa; Xenacoelomorpha; Acoela; Convolutidae. Gene Ontology annotation, biological process: heme biosynthetic process. Gene Ontology annotation, cellular component: cytosol. The transcript has a single exon. The record is from RefSeq and is a predicted model, not a curated record.